Molecule: messenger RNA, 255 nt
Organism: Triticum turgidum subsp. durum (durum wheat)
Lineage: Eukaryota; Viridiplantae; Streptophyta; Magnoliopsida; Poales; Poaceae
Source: the annotation of a GenBank genome assembly
AUGGAUGGUUUACAUGAGAUCCAACUCUUUCGUGGCAGUAUUGGUGAGUCGUGUGGCUUGAGAAGACAUGUGGUUGCUGUAAAGGAGAAUACUUUGAUGCAUUUGAAGUUCAAAGUAGGACAAAAUAGUUGUAAAAAUGAUCUUGAUCACCAUUGUUCCUUCAAAGCGAAAAAACAUGGGUACGACUAUCAGCAAAUCAUGCUUGAGCUUGCCUCUAUCUCAGUGAAGGUAACUUGGUCGAACUUGCAAAAGUAA